AUGGCUGUUGGCGGCUGUUUUUGCGGAAAGGUUCGGAUCGAAUAUAGUGGCCAGCCUAUAACAUCGGCACUUUGUCACUGUUUUGAUUGUCGCAAACUUACUGGCACUCUCUACACGUAUAAUUUUGUCUUCAAAAUGGCCGACCUGAAAAUCACUGGUAGUCCUAAAGAAGUGGCAAAAACGGCGGACAGUGGAAAUCAAAUCAAAAACUAUUUCUGUUCAGAUUGUGGAACGCCGCUGUAUGGGCUGAAAAUGGAGUCUACCGGAACUCCUGGCGAGACGGUCAUCCUCCGGGCUGGAAUACUGGAUGAUAUCGCUGUUCUGAAUGAACACAAGCCUAAGGUGGAGAUAUAUACUGAUGGACGCGUCAAUUGGAUCAGUCCCGCCGAAGGGGCUGAUCAACUAAUCGGCAUGCCACCACUCCCAUAA
Molecule: messenger RNA, 429 nt
Organism: Penicillium atrosanguineum
Lineage: Eukaryota; Fungi; Ascomycota; Eurotiomycetes; Eurotiales; Aspergillaceae
Product: GFA family protein
Exons: 3
Coding region: 1-429 (142 amino acids)
Molecular function (GO): carbon-sulfur lyase activity
Source: RefSeq, a predicted model, not a curated record